This is a messenger RNA of Cucurbita moschata (crookneck pumpkin), 2092 nucleotides long. RefSeq names its product magnesium transporter MRS2-1-like. The coding region runs from base 503 to 1846 and encodes 447 amino acids. Gene Ontology annotation, biological process: transmembrane transport; magnesium ion transport. The record is from RefSeq and is a predicted model, not a curated record. Gene Ontology annotation, cellular component: membrane. Gene Ontology annotation, molecular function: magnesium ion transmembrane transporter activity. The transcript has 7 exons. Lineage: Eukaryota; Viridiplantae; Streptophyta; Magnoliopsida; Cucurbitales; Cucurbitaceae.
UAUGGUCAGCAUCAGUGAAGCCAGAGAUUCCUGAACCUGCUUGGCUUCUUUUCUUGGUUCUUCUUCCUCCAUCAAUCACUACUCCCAUUUUCAAUCUCUGUUAAUCUUUUCACAGCCCGAUAUAAGUGAUUAUAUAUAUUUCUUCACGCUCUCCGAGGACCGCCGCCUUAGUUCUCCUUUGGAGAUUCGGGAGUUAUUCCGGUGGGACAUAGAUGCGGUUGAGAAUUAUUGGUAGGUAACUUUCAUUUCUAGACUGCACGAACACUGCGGAUGGACUGGAUUAUUUAAUGACUGUUACAUUUAAUGUAGCGAAAAUAUUUGAUAUCAUGUUACUGAUUAUUGUUUGUUCGAGAUUGAAGUGCGUGAUUGAGGAAAUCGAUGCGGGCGUUUAUAUGUCUGUACAAUAUAUAAUAUAUAUGUUUUUGCUGAUGCAUAUGGAGUUAAUUGGGAAUGUGUUUGUUUCCUAACUCUUUUAUGUUGUUCCAUUUAGAUAUCUCUGUAAAUGGCGGAUCUCAAAGAGCGGUUGCUUCCACCGAAACCUUCAUCUGCUAUUAAUCUUAGGGAGACAAUUAAUAAUCGACCAUCAGCCUCUGGGAGGGUGCCUUUUCAAGGUGUGGAUGUUCUAGGGCUGAAGAAGCGAGGGCAGGGACUUAGAUCUUGGAUCCGAGUAGAUUCCUCUGGGAACUCCCAGAUUAUUGAGGUUGAUAAGUUCACCAUGAUGCGUCGUUGUGAUCUACCUGCGCGUGAUUUACGUUUGCUUGAUCCUUUGUUUGUUUACCCUUCAACAAUUCUUGGUAGAGAGAAGGCUAUUGUGGUCAAUCUAGAGCAGAUUCGAUGCAUUAUAACAGCUGAAGAAGUUUUGCUAUUAAAUUCCCUUGAUAGUUAUGUACUGCAGUAUGUGGUAGAGCUACAGAGGCGAUUGAAAACCACCGGGGUUGAUGAGGUUUGGCAGAAUGACGCAAAUCAUGGAGCUGACUUAAAUCGAAGAAGAGGAAGCAGGACUUUCGAUAAUGUAUUUGGAAACACCUCUCCUGAUUAUUUGCCCUUUGAAUUCAGAGCUUUAGAAGUUGCUUUGGAAGCAGCUUGUACAUUUCUUGAUUCCCAGGCUGCAGAGUUAGAAAUCGAGGCAUACCCGUUGCUAGAUGAACUUACAUCCAAAAUCAGUACAUUAAAUUUGGAGCGGGUCCGCCGCUUGAAAAGUAGACUUGUUGCCCUGACUCGUAGGGUUCAGAAGGUUAGGGAUGAAAUAGAGCAGCUCAUGGAUGACGAUGGAGAUAUGGCAGAAAUGUAUCUGACUGAGAAGAAAAUGAGAAUGGAAUCCUUUGUUUAUGGCGAUCAGUCUGUUACUGGAUACAGAUCAAUUGAUGGAGCAUCUUUUUCUGCUCCUGUUUCUCCUGUAUCUUCACCACCCGAAUCUCGCAAGCUCGAGAAGAGCCUGAGCAUUGCCAGGAGCCGGCAUGAGAGUACGAAAAGUUCAGAAAGUUCAACUGAAAAUAUAGAGGAGCUUGAGAUGCUUCUUGAAGCAUAUUUUGUUGUCAUUGAUAGCACCCUGAAUAAGUUGACAUCGUUGAAGGAAUACAUCGAUGACACAGAAGAUUUCAUCAACAUCCAGCUGGAUAAUGUACGUAAUCAGUUGAUCCAGUUUGAGCUGCUACUCACUACUGCAACAUUUGUCGUUGCCAUUUUUGGGGUGGUAGCUGGAAUUUUUGGCAUGAAUUUUGAAAUACCAAUGUUUGGGAAUCCUGAUGCAUUCAAAUGGGUUCUUCUAAUAACAGGAGUAAGUGGAAUCAUCAUAUUUUCUGCAUUUGUUUGGUUUUUCAGAUACAAAAGACUGAUGCCACUCUAAAGAGAGAAUUGCUGGAGGUAACCAAACGGAAUGCCAUUGAUUGUAUUAAUUAUUUUUUUUCUUCCUCUUAAUUAAUGUUAACAUUAAGUGUAAGUAGAUGUAGGAUAAACUUGGCUGAGCUCGAGAAAUUCAUCCAACUCAGUUUUGGAGCCUUUGUUCUCUCUACUUACUGUGAUUUAGUUUGUUGGAAUGAUCUUAUAUUUGUCAGUUAAUAAAUGAUACGAAAUCAGAUACAGAUUGAAAUUA